Spinacia oleracea (spinach) is the source of this 2707-nucleotide messenger RNA. RefSeq names its product protein TRIGALACTOSYLDIACYLGLYCEROL 1, chloroplastic. Gene Ontology annotation, biological process: phospholipid transport. Gene Ontology annotation, cellular component: ATP-binding cassette (ABC) transporter complex. Lineage: Eukaryota; Viridiplantae; Streptophyta; Magnoliopsida; Caryophyllales; Amaranthaceae. The record is from RefSeq and is a predicted model, not a curated record. The transcript is spliced from 2 exons. The coding region runs from base 1394 to 2482 and encodes 362 amino acids.
GGAGUGGGGACUAGGGAUGGGAAGCGGCUAGGGGGAGAGAUGGCUGGAGAUCGUGUGAAAGGGAGAGUUGCUGGAGAAGGUGGGGGUAUUUCUAUAGGGGCUGAUAAGUGACAAAUGUGGUGGUGAAUUGGUGAUGUUGCCAUGUUGGGGGAUCCCGGGAUGGCUGUUGUAGUAGUGGUUCGGAUGGAGGAUUGUUGAUGCAGUGGUAGUGAGGGUGGGGGAUGGCUGCUACAGUGGUGGUGAGGUGUAAACUACAACUUUUGAGAUUUAUUUUGACUUGGUGGUGAAUGAGAAUAAGUGCACUACGUAGGGAUGUUUUAAGCAAAGUUUCCUACAAGUUAGAUGCUUAGGUAGGGGUAUUUUGGCUGCAGCAACGAAUUUGAUAUUCAUUUAGAUGCUUCACAACUAGAGAAGUUGAUGUGGUAUACUUUUCAUUGAUGUGAAGUUCUGGUUUCAAUAGGUUCAAUGAAGUGGCAUCACAUUGUAUAGAAACAUGAAAAUUCACUGCUCGCUAGCUUCUAGCCUUCUACCAUGGAAAUAGUUAGUUAGUUACAUACAUAGAUUACUUGAGUCAUUAGGAGCAGGUGCAACUGGAAAGCUAUCUCCAAGGAUCCAAAUGUAAUGGUAAUUCAUUUCUGAUUGUUAGCAAAAGGAAUAUCUAGCUAGUCAUUCAUGAUUUUUGCUCUAUAGCAUUGAACUCCUUCAAAUUUACAGUGGUCUUUGUUUCCUUCCAUUGCUGAGAAUCUUUUUGUUGUCAAUUUGUGGGCUUUCCCAGACAAGCACAAAAAUAGUUGUGAUAAUAUUGUGGUCUAAUCAAUUUAUAUUAUUGAUAUACAAAGUAGUUGCACGUUGAAGAGAGAUUUAUUGGAACAGAUCUUACUAAAAAGCGGUCUAAUCAAUAUAUAUUAUUGAUGUCGAAGUAGUUGCACGUUGAAGAGAGGUUUAUUGGAGCAGAACUUACUAAAUAGUAUAUCAAAGUCUUCUUUCUGCAAACUUUUUACAUCUCAUUUGACUCGCUCUUCAUCUUUCAAGAAACUCAAAGUUUCCCCCUUUUGAACAUGUCUAGAAUGAUGUUUUGAGGCCACUUCAGACUGUUUUAUUUCAUUGUUAUAUGAUUUUUAUCUAGCUCAUUAGCUAGCUAGAAAAGGCCAGUGUUCUCUUGACUUUCCAAAUAGCAAACUGUCAUGAGUAUCAUCGAUUUCAUAUUAUUUUAUACUUUUGUUUCUUUUAACAAGUUUAGGUUGCCUCGUCAUUAGCUUAAGACGUGUGCUGGCAUAUGGCGUUCUGCCAUUCCACCACUUCUACUUGGCAUACAAGGGAUUUAGGGAAUUAGUUCCUGAAUAUAUUUCUCUCUCGAAAAGUACUGUGUUAGAGCUGAACAGAGGACCUGAUCAUGCAUACAGUUCAGUUACUGCAGUCGAUGCCUUGUAUUUCUAGCAGCUUUAAGUCCCAGAGUUGCUGGACCAAGUGCUGGAGAGAUACAACUGGACAUCAUAAAUGGACGAAUAUCAGAACCCUUAAUUUCUCUCAAUGUGCUCAAAGACCUCAUGGUGCUAGAAGAUUUAUUAAUGUACCAAAACCCAUCCAAUCUACAGCAGUGUCAGCCAUUCCUAAUUCAAAUGACGGUUUAGCAGCUGUACCAACCGAUGAAAGCUCAAGCAUAAAUCAUUCUCCCACUCUUGAAAUGGAGACUUUAUUCGCCAACUGGUCACCUCCCAGGUACUUAUGGAGAGGGUUAUCAGUUCUCAUUUUGGCAGGGCAAGUGAUAUACCGGGCCCUCAAGGGUAAAAUCCACUGGAAAAACACUCUCCAACAGCUGGAAAGAGUUGGUCCAAACUCGGUUUCGGUUUGUCUUGUAACAUCAGCUUUUGUUGGCAUGGCGUUUACCAUCCAAUUCGUCCGGGAAUUCACGCGGUUAGGGUUGAACCGGUCCAUUGGUGGGGUCUUAGCUCUUGCCUUUGCUCGGGAAUUAAGCCCUGUAGUUACAUCAAUUGUGGUGGCAGGUCGUAUUGGAAGUUCGUUCGCUGCAGAGCUCGGAACCAUGCAGGUGUCUGAGCAGACUGACACACUGAGAGUUCUCGGGGCAAAUCCCGUUGAUUACCUAGUCACACCAAGGGUAAUUGCUUCUUGUGUUGCUUUGCCUUUUUUGACCCUGAUGUGCUUCAUAGUUGGGAUGGCAGCUAGUGCCUAUUUGGCCGAUAGUGUAUUCGGAGUUAGCCACAUAAUGAUAUUGGACUCUGCUCGGAGAGCUCUUCGGCCAUGGGAUUUAAUUAGUGCGAUGAUAAAAUCCCAGGUUUUUGGUGGAAUAAUUGCAAUUGUGAGCUGUGCUUGGGGUGUAACAACUAUUGGUGGUGCUAAGGGUGUUGGGGAGUCUACUACUUCAGCUGUUGUUUUAUCUCUGGUUGGUAUCUUUAUUGCAGAUUUUGUUCUUUCUUAUUUUUUCUUCCAAGGGGCUGGGGAUUCACUUAGGAAUUGUGUAUGAACUCUUUCCUUUUCAGUUUUCAGCUUGCAAUGUCUAUUUUUCGCCGAAUUUCAUUUGUUGAUCAGAACUAGGAAAGAAAGAGUUAUAAGACGACUCUAUAACAUUCUUUCCAGUACAUUUUUACUAAUAUAUCUGUAAUUUGUAUGAUUUUCUGGAAAUGUCAAACUUGAUCACCCCAAGCAGAGGGAAUUCAUUGUUAAUACAAGCUGAAUUUUUUUCUUCUUA